This is a messenger RNA of Verruconis gallopava, 6329 nucleotides long. RefSeq lists its product as uncharacterized. Gene Ontology annotation, molecular function: cytoskeletal motor activity; ATP binding; chitin synthase activity. Gene Ontology annotation, cellular component: cell septum; cell periphery; myosin complex. Bases 510 to 6092 code for a protein of 1860 amino acids. The record is from RefSeq and is a predicted model, not a curated record. NCBI's taxonomy places the organism in Eukaryota, Fungi, Ascomycota, Dothideomycetes, Venturiales, Sympoventuriaceae. The transcript has 3 exons.
GUUUGCCCUGGUCUGCCUGAUCGGGCCGUCAAAGAAAAAAUAGCUGGACAGGGGCUGCUGCCACGGCGGCCACUGCUGCUCCCCAUCGAUUUCCGCCGAACCGCGAAACCUCGCUAUUGCGCAACGCCAUGCCCCGUCCAUACGUGAAUCCUCCUCCCAACACCAUUGACCACAACAUCUCGUUCCGACCGUCUGUUUUUCCUUGCUGUGCUGUGCUCCAGCCCUCAUCACUCUCGCUAUUUUUCCUUACUCAGCAUUCGUUCCCGCAGUAUUUGCUGCUGUCUUCCCUGUUGAUACAUACUUUUACUUUCCAGCUUGUGUUUUUGGGUUGGUCUCGUCCCCGUAUACUUUGACAGAGCCCCAGAAGAAGCCGUCGAACUGCAGAUUCUUCGCCUCCACGCCGUCCGCUGCUGCUCGAACCAUCUGGUCCAUCCUGUACGCCGUGGAAAACUGUUGCCUCGUGCAGCUCAAAUCAGAAUCUUUGUCCCGUAAGGGGCGUCUGAUCCAUCAUGUCGAGCCAGACGAACGAGGACUCGCUGCCUUCGCUCCCGCUCCACCAGCAAUCCGACACGCAGUUGACUCAGCACCUCGCUGCCAGAUACUAUGCACAUCUCCCCACCGCUCGACUGAGCUCACAAGCUCUCAUCACGUUCAAUACGUAUACGUCGGCCACGGACGGAAAGAAUGGCACAGAGGAAGGAAGUGCCGCCGCGGCCACCAAAGAUCUUGCCACAAGACUCUGGGCCCGACUUGGCCAUCGACAGGAGAAUCAGGCAGUGUUGUUCUUGGGCGAAUCGGGCUCUGGCAAAACAACGAUUAGAUCACACCUGUUGACAGCUCUGCUCUCGUUUUCAUCCACCCCGCUGUCGAACAAACUUUCCUUCGCUGCCUACGUCUUCGACUCCUUGACAACAACAAGAUCGGCCACCACGCCCUCUGCAUCAAAGGCCGGGCUCUUCUACGAGUUACAGUAUGAAACAAGCUCCGCAAACCACCCAACCCUCAUUGGCGGCAAGCUACUCGAUCACCGCCUGGAACGAAGCAGGAUAUCGCGAGCUCCUGCCGCGGGUGAGCGCAACUUUCACAUCUUGUACUACUUGGUUCAAGGGGCGAGUGCCAAGGAUCAAGCACACCUGGGCCUCUUGAGCAAUGGCAACACUGCCCAUGGCGUAGGCAGCAGAGCGUCUUUGGGUCAAAAAAGAUGGCGGUAUCUUGGGCACCCAGCCCAGUUCAAGGCUGGAAUUCACGAUGAGGAAGGUUUCAAGCAGUUCCAGUACGCGUUGCGAAAACUCGAGUUUCCCGUUACCGAAAUAGCAGAGAUAUGCCAGAUUUUGGCUGCUAUCCUCCAUCUUGGACAACUCGAAUUCUACACCACAUCUGAUACCACCCCGGCAGCCAAUGACAGUGGCGGAUACUCACAUGAAGGCGGAGAAAAUGUGACCAAAGUUGCGAACAGGGACACAUUGGGAACUAUCUCCGCAUUUUUGGGUGUAACGGAGCAAGAUCUAGAGACCAUGUUCAGUUACAAGACGAAAACUCUGCAUAAAGAUCGGGUCACCGUCAUGCUCGACCCGGCCGGAGCCCAGAACAGCGCCGACGAGCUGGCGCGUACGCUGUAUGCUCUGCUUGUUGCCUGGAUCGUCGAGCGUAUCAACCGUCGGAUAUGUGCGAAUGAGGAGUUCGUUCACAACACUAUCUCGAUCGUUGAUUUCCCCGGCUUUGCAAAACAGGCCUCGUCCUCUUCGCAAAUCUUGGAUCAGCUGUUGAAUAACGCGGCUUCGGAGCAGCUCUACAAUGUCACACUGACGACCUUUUUCGAACGCCAAGUCGAACUUCUUGACAACGAAGAAGUAGCUAUUCCUCCCACGAGCUAUUUUGACAACAGCGAUGCAGUCCGUGGUCUUUUAAAACCAGGCAAUGGCUUGCUGAGCAUUCUAGACGACCAAGCAAAACGCGGUAAAACCGAUCAUCAGUUCCUUGACGCUAUUAGGAGGCGAUUCCAAGAUAAAAACCCCGCGAUUUCAGUGGGCAGUUCUACGACAAUCGUCCCUGGAAGCAACUUCGCAACCCGUAAUGCUGCUGCUGCCUUCACUGUCAGACAUUAUGCUGGUGAAGUCGACUAUCCAGUAGAGGGGCUGAUGGAGGCAAACAUGGAAGUCAUCUCUGGAGACAUGCUUAACAUGAUCGCAAAGACAAAGAGUCAUUUCGUGGGCGAACUGUUCGGUCAGGAAGUGCUCAACAAGGUCGUCCAUCCACAGGAACAGACUGCCGUCAUGCAAGCUUCGGUUGCCUCGAAGCCAACUCGCAAGCCGACCGUGAGCCGGAAGAAGUUUGACAGAUCUGCUCGUACCGCGGCGCGUCAACCUGCGAUCGAAGAUGAUCUCAUCAGUGAGCCGGAUAGUAGAACGAGCACUGUGGUCGGCGGCCGUGGUGGCAAGACGUCAGAUACUGCCCAGCCUGGUGCCGCUUCUCAGUUCUUGUCGUCCUUACAAGCCAUCAUGAGUAGCUUAACGGCACCGCACACAAACACAUACUUCGUCUUCUGCUUGAAGAGUAAUGACAAGCGCAUGACGAACAGCUUUGAUGUCAAGAGCGUCCGACAGCAGCUGCAGACUUUUGGUAUCGUGGAGAUUAGUCAAAGGCUACGUAACGCAGACUUCACAGUCUUCAUGCCAUUCGGUGAAUUCCUCACCCGGGCUGAAGGAGAUGCCAUCUUCGUGGGUAGUGACAGGGAGAAAUGCCAGGAUAUCAUCGACCAACGCCACUGGCCCGCCAAUGAGGCACGGGUGGGUAUCACGGGUGUUUUCCUCAGCGAACGUUGCUGGCUAGAAAUUGCAAAUAUAGAGUCUGUCCAUCUUCCGCCCCGCACGCGAUAUCUGGACGCUGAAACUGACGACGACGCGACACCCGGUUCGCGAGGAUUUGGCGACUCCAAUGUCCAUCUCGUCCCAUCGGGCGGUGGCUAUUACUCCGAUGACAAGGCUGGAGGCUAUUUCGGUGUGAAAGACGCAGACUUGAAGUCCGACGCUGGAAUGUCCGCCAUCAACGGCGACAUGUUCCGACACCUGGAUACUCGUUCGCAGAUGGCCGAGAAGGCGAAUGCAAAGGAGCAAAAGCUACAGAAUAUCGAGGAACAUCAAAUCUCCGGUAGCCGCAAGCGUUGGCUGUUCUUCGUGUACGCCUUGACCUUCUACAUCCCAAACUUUCUUAUCAGGUGGAUUGGUCGCAGAAAACGAAAGGACAUGCAGAUUGCGUGGCGAGAAAAAUUCGCCAUCAAUUUGCUCAUAUGGCUCAGCAUCGCUGGUGUCAUGUUCUUCAUGAUCGGUUUCCCCGAGCUGAUCUGUCCCCGCCAAAACGUGUAUACACAAUCGGAGCUGUCCGCAUAUGACGGCAAGAAUGGUCACAGUGCAUAUGUGGCUAUGCGAGGCAUCGUGUACGAUCUGAAUGCUUUUGCUCCUCGGCACUAUCCGAGCAUCGUUCCAGAGUCCGCUCUUUUGAAGUAUGCUGGCAAGGACGCGACUGCUCUAUUCCCUGUUCAGGUCUCCGCACUCUGCAAUGGUGUAGAUGGUACCGUCGAUCCUGCUGUCCAGCUAGACUUUCGGAACACCAACUACAGUGACACGAAGAAUCUUGUCAGCUCCACUGACCUGAACGCCCAGUACCAUGAUUUCCGUUGGUUCACAAAUGAUUCGCGGCCAGACUGGUGGUGGGAACAGCAAUACAUGCUUAAGCAUCAAUAUCAGAAAGGAAACAUCGGCUUCCCGCCCAAGUAUAUUGCAAAACUAGCCUCUCAGAAGAACGCGAUUGCCAGUAUACACGGCAAAGUGUAUGACUUGACAUCGUACAUCGCUGGAGGACGGACACCACAGUAUGGUUAUCAUGAGAAGCCAAGCACUCCGCCAAACUCCAAUUUUAUGGACCAGCGGGUAGUCGAUUUGAUCCAAAAUGGAGCCGGUGAGGAUGUUUCCAAAUACUGGGAUAACCUUGAUAUCGAUGCCGCUUUGAAAAGCCGCAUGCUGGUUUGUCUAAACAACCUAUUUUAUGUCGGCAAUGUGGACACUCGAAGCUCGACUCAGUGCUUGUUUGCCAAGUACAUUUUGCUGGCCAUUUCGAUUUUGCUCUGCAGUGUCAUCGGCUUCAAGUUCCUCGCUGCUCUACAAUUUGGCAAGAAGAACGUACCUGAAAACCUUGACAAGUUCGUCAUUUGCACGGUCCCGGCGUAUACGGAAGAUGAAGAGUCUCUGCGGCGCGCCAUCGAUUCCGCUGCUCGCAUGCGGUAUGAUGACAAGAGAAAGCUCCUCUUCAUCGUUUGUGACGGAAUGAUCGUUGGUCAGGGUAACGACCGCCCUACUCCACGGAUUGUUCUCGAUAUCCUUGGCGUGUCGGACACGGUGGACCCAGAGCCCCUCAGCUUUGAGAGUUUGGGCGAAGGUCAGAAGCAACAUAAUAUGGGUAAGGUUUACUCUGGUCUCUAUGAGGUCCAAGGUCAUAUUGUGCCGUUCAUCGUCGUAGUGAAAGUUGGAAAGCCAUCCGAAGUCCAGAAGCCUGGCAAUCGUGGCAAGCGUGACUCUCAGAUGGUCCUAAUGCGCUUCCUCAACCGCGUUCACUACAACCUGCCUAUGACGCCAAUGGAACUCGAAAUGCACCAUCAAAUCAGGAACGUUAUUGGCGUAAAUCCAACGUUUUACGAGUUCAUUUUACAGAUUGAUGCCGACACUGUGGUUGCUCCUGAUUCAGCCACUCGUAUGGUGGCCUCCAUGGUUGCAGACACGAGCAUUAUCGGUGUGUGUGGAGAAACCGCGCUUACCAACGCAAAAACUUCUGCCAUCACCGCCAUCCAGGUCUAUGAAUACUACAUCUCACACAAUCUCACAAAGGCUUUCGAAAGCUUGUUUGGGUCCGUCACAUGCUUGCCUGGUUGUUUCUCAAUGUAUCGCGUUCGCGCCGCAGAUACUGGCAAGCCACUGUUCGUGAGCAAGGACGUCGUCGAUGACUAUGCUGAGAUCCGAGUGGAUACACUACACAUGAAGAAUCUGCUGCACUUGGGUGAAGAUCGAUACUUGACGACACUGCUUAUGAAACAUCACCCCAAGUACAAGACAAAGUACAUCUUCCGCGCGCACGCCUGGACGAUUGCUCCGGAAAGCUGGUCCAUCUUCUUGUCUCAGCGACGUCGCUGGAUCAACUCUACUGUCCACAACCUCAUCGAGCUCAUCCCGCUUCAACAACUUUGCGGUUUCUGCUGUUUCAGCAUGCGCUUCAUCGUUUUCAUCGAUCUGCUGUCCACCGUUGUACAGCCAACUAUCAUCGGUUAUAUUGCUUAUCUGGUCUAUCUGGUAGUUACAAAUAGCACUGUCGUGCCCAUCACUGCAUUCAUUCUUCUCGGAGCCAUCUACGGUCUGCAGGCAAUCAUUUUCAUCCUCCGUAAGAAGUGGGAGAUGAUCGGAUGGAUGAUUAUCUAUGUCCUCGCGACGCCAGUCUUUGCAUGCGCUUUGCCCCUGUACGCCUUCUGGCACAUGGACGACUUCUCAUGGGGCAACACUCGUAUUGUCACUGGUGAAAAGGGCCAGAAGGUCGUCAUUUCCGACGAGGGCAAGUUCGAUCCUGCAAGCAUACCUCGCAAGCGAUGGGAAGAUUACCAAGCAGAGCUCUGGGAGGCGCAAACCCAGCAUGACAAUCAAAGCGAAGUGUCUGGCUUCUCGUAUGCUACGAAGAAUUUCCCUCAGGGUAGCGUGGCUGGUGCCGCCUCUCCCUGGCAGCGUGUUGCUACUCCCGGUUCAGAUUAUGCCAACGUCCCGCCAUCCAGGCCAAUCUCACACCUUGAUCUACCCAGAGCGAACAGCCGCAUGUCACUGGCUGCAAGUCAAAUGAUGGGUGGCGAGCUUUAUGACAUGGAGAUGAACGACAUCAACCUCCCGUCUGACGACGUGAUACUCUCCGAGAUCCGCAACAUUCUUCAACAUGCAGAUAUGAUGAAGACGAGCAAGAAGACCGUCAAGGAAGAGCUUGAGAGAAGGUUCCAGGUUGACCUCAGUUCCAAGAGAAAAUACAUUGGUUACUGUGUUGAGAGCAUCAUCAGUGGGCAGUUGUAAAUCAAAAAAAAAAUACUCGUCAGAGAAGGAUCCUCAUGAUUCAGUCUAUAAUUUAGCAUUGCAUUUGGAUAAUCAACGGGUAUUUUGAUGGUGUUUUAACUCCAGGAUUAAGGAACUGCUUGAAUUGUGGUUUUACGGCGUUAGACGGCGGGUAUUUUUCACCUUUAGCUAAAGACAUUAAUGUAUGAUGGUACAGUAUCUAAUCAACAUUUUCCAAUGACUUCUGUCACCCUAAAA